CGACGGACAGUUUUGUGUGACGCACGAAUGCUUGAGCACCUUGUUUGAAAUGGCUGUCACGCUUCACACAGAUCUAGGAGAAAUCAAGAUUGAAUUGUUUUGUGAACGGACCCCAAAGUCGUCGGAGAACUUCCUUGCCUUGUGUGCCAGUGGCUUUUACAAUGGUUGCAUCUUUCACCGCAAUAUUAAAGGCUUCAUGGUUCAAACUGGAGAUCCCACAGGCACAGGAAAAGGAGGAACCAGCAUGUGGGGUCGAAAAUUCGAGGAUGAGUUCAAUGAACACUUGAAACACAACGUGAGAGGUAUUGUCUCGAUGGCAAACAACGGGCCGAACACAAACGCCUCGCAGUUUUUCUUCACGUACGCCAAACAGCCUCACCUUGACAUGAAGUACACGGUCUUUGGAAAGAUCAUCGAUGGCUUUGAAACACUGGACGAACUGGAGAAACUGCCGGUUAACGAAAAGACAUUCCGACCAUUAACUGAAACCAGGAUCAAAGACGUCACCAUUCAUGCAAACCCUUUUGCCGGCUAGAAAACAAGGAGAGCCAAAAAACGUAUAUUAUGGCUUAACUAAUGGAAUGAUCACAAUUUUAAUAGAAAAAAAUGUACCAGGUAUCAUUCACAAUCUUUGUCUUGGAGAACCAUGUAAAUA
This is a messenger RNA of Synchiropus splendidus (mandarinfish), 655 nucleotides long. It is a transcript of the gene ppil3, whose product is annotated as peptidylprolyl isomerase (cyclophilin)-like 3. NCBI's taxonomy places the organism in Eukaryota, Metazoa, Chordata, Actinopteri, Syngnathiformes, Callionymidae. The transcript is spliced from 6 exons. Gene Ontology annotation, cellular component: catalytic step 2 spliceosome. Gene Ontology annotation, molecular function: peptidyl-prolyl cis-trans isomerase activity. Bases 50 to 535 code for a protein of 161 amino acids. The record is from RefSeq and is a predicted model, not a curated record. Gene Ontology annotation, biological process: protein folding; protein peptidyl-prolyl isomerization.